AUGGGCGAUUUACAAGGUCGUAAGAUCUUCAAGGUCUUCAACCAGGACUUUAUUGUCGACGAACGGUACAACGUGACCAAGGAGCUUGGUCAGGGUGCAUACGGUAUUGUUUGUGCCGCCACGAAUACCCAGACCGGUGAGGGUGUCGCCAUCAAAAAGGUGACCAAUGUGUUCAGCAAGAAGAUCCUGGCCAAGCGUGCCCUGCGAGAAAUCAAGCUGCUCCAGCAUUUCCGGGGUCACCGCAACAUCACUUGUCUGUACGAUAUGGACAUUCCUCGACCGGAAAACUUCAAUGAGACAUAUCUGUACGAAGAAUUGAUGGAAUGCGAUCUGGCCGCAAUCAUCCGUUCCGGACAGCCUCUGACUGAUGCUCAUUUCCAAUCAUUCAUCUACCAGAUCCUCUGCGGUCUGAAGUACAUCCACUCGGCCAAUGUGUUGCACAGAGAUCUGAAGCCCGGAAACUUGCUGGUCAAUGCCGACUGCGAACUGAAGAUCUGUGAUUUCGGUCUCGCGCGAGGUUUCUCUAUCGAUCCCGAGGAGAAUGCCGGCUACAUGACUGAAUACGUCGCCACGAGAUGGUAUCGUGCCCCUGAAAUUAUGUUGAGCUUCCAAAGCUACACCAAGGCCAUCGAUGUGUGGUCCGUAGGCUGCAUUCUCGCCGAGCUCCUCGGCGGCCGCCCCUUCUUCAAGGGCCGCGACUAUGUCGACCAGCUCAACCAGAUCCUGCACUACUUGGGUACACCCAACGAGGAGACCCUGAGCCGCAUCGGCUCACCGCGUGCUCAGGAGUACGUCCGCAACCUGCCCUACAUGCCGAAGAUCCCCUUCCAGCGGCUCUUCCCGAAUGCCAACCCGGACGCUCUUGACCUCCUGGACCGCAUGCUCGCCUUCGACCCGUCGUCGCGUAUCUCUGUCGAAGAAGCCCUGGAGCACCCGUACCUGCACAUCUGGCAUGACGCCUCCGACGAGCCCACCUGCCCCACGACCUUCGAUUUCCACUUUGAGGUCGUCGAGGACGUUCAGGAGAUGCGUCGCAUGAUCUACGACGAGGUCGUGCGUUUCCGCUCUCUCGUGCGGCAGCAAUCCCAGGCGCAGGCCGCCGCCGCCGCCCAACAGCAGCAGAUCGCCAACAACGUCCCCAUCCCUGCCGAGCAGCAGGGCGUCUGGCGACAGGAGGAACCGAAGCCCCAGGAAGCGCUCGCCGCGGGCGGUGGCCACCCGAACGAUCUGGAAUCGUCGCUGCAGCGGGGUAUGGAUGUGCAAUAG
This is a messenger RNA of Aspergillus terreus NIH2624, 1266 nucleotides long. RefSeq names its product mitogen-activated serine/threonine-protein kinase SLT2 (gene mpkA). Gene Ontology annotation, biological process: protein phosphorylation; intracellular signal transduction. Bases 1 to 1266 code for a protein of 421 amino acids. NCBI's taxonomy places the organism in Eukaryota, Fungi, Ascomycota, Eurotiomycetes, Eurotiales, Aspergillaceae. The record is from RefSeq and is a predicted model, not a curated record. Gene Ontology annotation, cellular component: nucleus; cytoplasm. The transcript has 5 exons. Gene Ontology annotation, molecular function: ATP binding; MAP kinase activity.